CUGCCUUCCUACAGGAUAAGUAGACAGAGAGAGAGAGAAUGAGGAGUGGCAGAGAGGGAACCUCCUUUGUCGAUUUAUAGGUCUUCCAUGCACACAUACACACACACACACACACAUAGAUAGACACACACAGACAGCAGGGGCCUCUCAGACAAAGUCAGGAUGUGACAUCACUCACAGGAAGAGAAGCCAAACAACUUUUUGACUUGUACUUUUUUGUCUGCGCUGCUGUGUCGCUGGCUUCUCAGUGAAGUUGGAGCCUCGAGGUCUGUUGGUAGCUGGGAAGGAGGGAGUAUCUGUAGGAACCGGAGAGGGACAGAUCUGCCUGGAUCGUUGUCCAUAUUCCCAAGUCGUCCACAUUGGGAACCCAGCCAGAGAGGGGUCCCUCCAUUCUCAAUCAUCCCCAAUGUAGAGGUCACUGCCCUCUGAAUAGAACAACUCCUCUGCGACCUGCAACCUAAACAAACGUAUGUUAGUGAAACCUGUCCAUAGAGUCCACCAUUAAGACAAUGGCGCUCUGUCUCGGACAAGUCUUCAGCAAAGAUAAAACGUUUAGGCCUCGGAAGCGCUUUGAGCCUGGCACACAGCGGUUUGAGCUGUACAAGAAGGCCCAGGCCUCUCUGAAGUCAGGCCUGGACCUGAGGAAAGUGGUCCAGCUUCCCGAGGGAGAGAACAUCAACGACUGGAUCGCCGUGCACGUGGUUGACUUCUUCAACCGGAUCAACCUGAUCUACGGCACGGUCAGCGAGUUCUGCACCGAGCGCACCUGCCCCAUCAUGUCGGGGGGCCUGCGCUACGAGUACCGGUGGCAGGACGGAGACGACUACAAGAAGCCCACCAAGCUGCCCGCCUUGAAGUACAUGAACCUUCUGAUGGACUGGAUCGAGACGAACAUCAACAACGAGAACAUCUUCCCCACGAGAGUAGGUGUUCCUUUCCCUAAGAACUUCCAGCAGGUGUGUAAGAAGAUCCUGAGCCGUCUCUUCCGGGUCUUUGUGCACGUCUACAUCCACCACUUUGACAGCAUCUGCAGUAUGGGCGCUGAGGCCCACAUCAAUACCUGCUACAAACACUACUAUUAUUUCAUCUCUGAGUUCAGCCUCAUCGAGCACUCUGAACUGGAGCCCCUGAGAGCAAUGACAGAGAAGAUCUGUAACUAAACCACAUGGACAAUGGAGUGUACAUCAUUUCAAAAAAAUUCCCCGGAGCCCUUCAAGAGACCCACUGCUUAAAUACCAUUCCAAACACUCACUCAAACCAAAGGACAGUCAAAUGGAUUUUGAGUGGAUUUGAAGAACUUAAGUGUUAUCCAUCAAGCAUUAGAACGUUUAUUCACAUAUGUUUUUAGGAAAAAGGACUGUUCUGCUUCCUAGAUUUUGUGCUGUGACAUGCAGCAUUUCAGUAUUUUGUGUUUUAUUUGAGUAACUGUUCUAGCUCUGUUUUACUAAGCAUGAAUAUGUUUUUCUUGUGCAUGUUCUUGACAUCAUUAACUUCCAAAAUGUGCCUGCGGUUUCGAGGUGUUUGAGCCAUUUUGUGAUGGACAGAAGGCGACAUCACAAGACCCCUCUCCAGUAUUUAGCAUUUUGUGACAAGUACGUGUCCAAUGUGUCCCAGCCAGAGGCAACAGAGUUAAGGACUUUGAAAAACAGACAUUUUGUGAGGUGUCUGGGUAAGUACAGGGUGACAACCGGAAGCAAUACUUGUGAAAUAUUGACUUCAUUUUCAUUUACCAAAACUAGUUCAACUGGGAUUACUCUGGGAGACUAAUCUGAUUGAGAUGUGUGACUGAUUAAUUUGCCAAGUGUUAUGACAAGUAAGUUCACCCACUACAAUUGGUGUUUUUGUUGCAUGCCCUGUUAAUUUGCAUUUUAUUAUUAAGGAAAUGUUUUAGCUGUGAUCACACUAAAUAUCAGACAUAGGAUAUUUUCAUUCAGACAGUGACCAAUUAAAACCUGCCUCAUUGCUUUUGUAAAACCUUAAAGUAACUGUCCAGUGUUUCCAGAUUUCUAUGAAAUGAAUUACAAUAUGAGUGAAAUCGUUUUUCUUCCCCCCAAAAAUGGUAAUUAAGUAUGUUAUAAAGCAGCUUUUCUGUGUU
This is a messenger RNA of Oncorhynchus kisutch (coho salmon), 2095 nucleotides long. Its product is annotated as MOB kinase activator 3C. Lineage: Eukaryota; Metazoa; Chordata; Actinopteri; Salmoniformes; Salmonidae. The coding region runs from base 510 to 1160 and encodes 216 amino acids. The transcript is spliced from 4 exons. The record is from RefSeq and is a predicted model, not a curated record.